Molecule: messenger RNA, 3354 nt
Organism: Cottoperca gobio
Lineage: Eukaryota; Metazoa; Chordata; Actinopteri; Perciformes; Bovichtidae
Gene: sesn1
Product: sestrin 1
Exons: 10
Coding region: 64-1695 (543 amino acids)
Biological process (GO): negative regulation of TORC1 signaling; cellular response to leucine starvation; positive regulation of macroautophagy
Cellular component (GO): nucleus
Molecular function (GO): L-leucine binding; oxidoreductase activity, acting on peroxide as acceptor
Source: RefSeq, a predicted model, not a curated record
UGCACCAAAGAAUGUGGAUAAACCUGUUGUAAGACAGCACAAACGUUAGUCCUACAUCAAAAGAUGGAAGUGCAGGAUCGGGAGUCUCUGGGGAGAUGGGACGGGCUGGGCAGUCGGGAUGCCAUCUCCAGAACUGAAGCCAUGGAGAACAUCCGACAGGACGUCAUGAGGAAAGUGGAGGCCAUCAGGCCCUUACCGUCACCCCCAGCCUCGCGUAGCCCUCCCAACAGUGACCUGAACGACAUCCUGGCUCACCUCCUCAUGCUUUCCAAACGGUGUCCCUUUGACGACGUCAAGGACCGAUGCAUUCGGCUUCUACAAGGCGUCCAGGACUUGGGAGUAAGGAUCCCAAGACCCUUAGGAAACGGACCAAGCAGAUUUAUCCCUGAAAAAGAGAUUCUCCAAGUCAGUAAAGUGGACGCCAGGACACAGUCGAUAUUUGAGGAUGCGUUUGCAGCCCUCGGUCGCCUAGACAACAUUUCUCUGGUGAUGGGCUUCCAUCCGCAGUACCUGGGGAGUUUUCUCCGGACGCAGCACUACCUGCUGCAGAUGGAUGGACCCCUGUCUUUGCACUACCGACACUACAUCGGCAUCAUGGCGGCAGCUAGACAUCAGUGUUCAUACUUGGUCAACCUCCAUGUGAAUGACUUCCUCCAAGUUGGGGGUGACCCCAAGUGGUUGAACGGCCUGGACAAAGCCCCGCAGAAGCUGCAGCAACUCGGGGAGCUCAACAAAAUCUUGGCCCACCGACCAUGGCUUCUCACAAAGGAACACAUUGAGCGGCUUUUGAAGGCGGAGGAGCACAGCUGGUCCCUCGCAGAGCUAAUCCACGCCGUGGUCCUCCUCACGCACUACCACUCCCUCGCCUCCUUCACUUUUGGCUGCGGCAUCACGACCGAGAUCCACUGCGACGGCGGGCACACUUUCAGACCGCCCUCCCUCAGCCAGUACUGCGUCUGUGACAUUGCCAACGGCAACGGGCAUGCUAAUCACCACGACGAUCCGCUUGGCAACCAGGAGAUGUGCGGCGAGGUGGAGGUGCUGAUGGAGCGCAUGAAGCAACUGCAGGAGUGCCGCGACGACGAGGAGGCGAGCCAGGAGGAGAUGGCGACUCGCUUUGAAAGAGAGAAGACGGAGAGCAUGCUGGUAGUCACAGCAGAGGACGAGGAGUGUGUCCCCUCCAGAGACAUCUCCCGGCACUUUGAGGACCCCAGCUAUGGCUACAAGGACUUCUCCAGGAGGGGGGAGCAUGUGCCCACAUUCAGAGUGCAGGACUACAGCUGGGAGGACCACGGUUUCUCUCUGGUCAACAGGCUGUACCCUGAUGUUGGUCAGAUGCUGGACGAAAAGUUCCAGAUGGCCUACAAUCUGACCUACAACACCAUGGCUACACACAAAGAUGUGGACACCAGCAUGCUGCGCAGGGCCAUCUGGAACUACAUCCACUGCAUGUUCGGCAUCAGGUAUGAUGACUAUGAUUACGGGGAGAUAAACCAGCUUCUGGACCGUAGCUUUAAGAUCUAUAUUAAGACUAUGGUGUGUAGUCCUGAGAAGACCACCAAACGAAUGUAUGAGAGCUUCUGGAGGCAGUUUCAGCACUCCGAGAAGGUCCACGUUAAUCUGCUUCUUAUGGAAGCGCGAAUGCAGGCGGAACUGUUAUACGCUCUGAGAGCGAUCACCCGCUACAUGACAUGAAGUGCUUUUGGCGUUUUUAUCGUUGUCUUUUUACUGUCAUUGUCGUUGCUCAUAAUGGGACACUUCAAGAAAAGAAAAAAAAAAAAUCAAAGGGGGGGAAUUCAACAAAAAUGUGGAGGAGACGUGAGAAGCCCUGGGUUGUGACGGUGCUUGUUGGAUGGAUGUUGAGAUGAGGAUCAGAACAAAUGAAGGCAAGAAAAAAAAAAAAACUGUUAAAGGAAGUCAUCUCAGACUACAACUGGAUACACAACCUUGUGUUGCCUGCAGUGCCAAAACUGACCAAGAGAGGGCAGCCUGGAGCAAACUCCUGCUCUGCUGGGGAGUUUGUGCCAGGCCUGGUGCAUUCAGGACGAAGUUUCAAUAUCCCAACAUAUCUCUUCUGUCUCCUGGUAGAGUGAAGACCCACAAAAAAUCCCCAGAAAGCUGUGCAGCCAGAAACAGUCUGCUCUUUGAUUCUGUCGUCACUGUUUUAUUUGUUAGUUUCUUUAAUAUCUUUUUUUUAUUUCAUUUUGUAUUAAGGGAAGUUGUUGUCGAUGUGGUUGCUUUUAGUGGUAACUGGAGAUGGAAGCAUUAACUUUGGGCUGUUUUUUUUUAUACGUGUGCCUGAACUAUCCAGCACAGUGUGCAUAUGUGCUGAUGCUGCUGCUCCCAUGUUGUAUUCAGCGGGGUCAUAUUGAUCCCCAAAUCAACCAACCAACCCCAUUAUAUCCCCUAAGCCCCUACCUAUUAGAAAUCCACUGCAUUACCCCCCUCCCUCUCGUCUGCUACCCCCUUUCCCAAAUGUCAAUGUAAGCUAAUCCAAGGAGUGUGUGAAAACCCAGAGAUGUGUGGAAAGAAACUCAAAGAACACUGAGCCCUUUUUUUUUUUUUUGAGUUUGACUGUAAAACGUGUGGAUGAGUUCUGUGUUUAUGAUGAAUGAGGUGUGACUGUUUGUGUGUUUGCGUUUCACAGAAAUGAUGGGGAGAGAGAGAGAGAGAGAGAGAGAGAGAAAAAAAAAGUUUGUCUUUGAAUUUCAUGUGUCAAAAAAGAAAAGGAAAAAAAAAGCAAGGCACUUUGAAGGAAAGACUUCUUGCUUCUGCUGUAGCUCUGUUAUUGUGAGAUGACUGUUUUAUCAUUUGUUGUUGAUGAUGAUGAUGAUGAUGAUGAUGAUGAUGAUGUCUUUUUAUUUUUCUGGUAAUGUUGGGGAGAAAAAAAAAAAGAAAAGGAAAAAAAGAAGCUAAUCAAAAAGAAAGUAAGAAACCAGGUUUUCCAGGAGGGAUUUGCUUCCGGUUGCCCAUACCACACAUUAUCUGUCUUCCGCUUAUCCCAGCUGCCUGGUCACCCUAACACUUUUCGAAGCUUUGGAUUGUGAAUUUACCAGUAAAUGAAUACCUCUUCAGUUUUUCUCUAUAAAACAUAUAAGAAGUGCUCUUCUGUGAGCACAGACUCUUUCCAGGCUGCCAUGUUCCCCAUUGUUUGGGGACCCGGCGGGCCCACACAGGGCCGUCUGCGGUCGAUUUUAGCUGUCGAACGCAAAAGGUUGUAGCUGUGCUUAUUUCCCUGCUGGGGAAGUCUAACCAGUGCAAAAGAAGCAUUUUUUGUUGUUGUUGAACAGAGGUGUGAAGCCUCUGCCGUUAUGUUUUUUUUGUUUACUAAAACCAGUAAAGUACUGCAUUCUU